This is a messenger RNA of Oncorhynchus keta (chum salmon), 2936 nucleotides long. RefSeq names its product lipase maturation factor 2a (gene lmf2a). The transcript has 16 exons. Bases 245 to 2455 code for a protein of 736 amino acids. Gene Ontology annotation, biological process: protein maturation. The record is from RefSeq and is a predicted model, not a curated record. Gene Ontology annotation, cellular component: endoplasmic reticulum membrane. Lineage: Eukaryota; Metazoa; Chordata; Actinopteri; Salmoniformes; Salmonidae.
AGAUGGAAGUGCAGUGGCUUCAAACCAGCGCUCCCGGGAAGUCUAGUGUAUGUAAACAUAAUUGGUGGGAACCCAUGCCCACGCCUUUACCCCAAUGUCACCAUUUUGAUCCACCGAUAGGGACUUGUCUCCAGGUUAUGUGAAAAUCCCACACCGACUUCCCGUUCCACAACAGUAGACUACUGUCGCGUCCUGCAGAAACGGAUAGAGAGGAGAUCCCAGAAAGGGCCUCCACACAGCAGACAUGGGCUACAUUACUCUGCCACGCCGCCUGUUCCUUUGGUGCAUGGCUCUCAUCUACAUGGUCGCCUUCGUCUCCCUCUACCUGCAGAUACCAGGCCUGUAUGGAAAUGAUGGUCUGUUACCAGCGCGGUGGCAACUGCGGUACAGUGGUAAGGCUCUCUGGGAGCAGCUCCUCUCCUCUCCCACCUUACUGUGGCUCGCACCACGUCUGGGUCUUGACACCCAGACUGCCAUGGAGCUGCUCUGCCUGCUGGGGGCAGCACUGAGCCUGGCUGCUACAGUACUGGAAUCACUCAGAGACAGCUUGGUGUUUCUAUUUCUCUGGAUCAUGUACCUGUCAAUGUACCAGGUGGGACAGGUCUUCCUCUACUUCCAGUGGGACUCUCUUCUCCUGGAGACGGGGUUCCUCUGUGUGCUCAUCGCCCCGGUGACGUCUUUGCGGGGGUGGCGAGCGGGCAGGGAGCACGACCCUGUGACCUUCUGGUUGGUCCGUUGGCUGCUGUUCAGACUGAUGUUCGCCUCCGGAAUCGUCAAACUCACCUCCCGCUGCCCUACCUGGUGGGGCCUCACAGCGCUGACAUAUCACUACGAGACCCAGUGUAUCCCUACACCCUUGGCCUGGUUUGCCCACCAGCUGCCCGUCUGGUGGCAUAAGCUGUCUGUGGUAGCCACCUUCGCCAUUGAGAUCGCUGCUCCAUUCCUCUUCCUCAGCCCUCUACGACGACUUCGCCUCGGGGCCUUCUACAUGCAGGUGGUACUGCAGGUGCUGAUCAUCCUGUCUGGAAACUAUAACUUCUUCAACCUCCUGACUCUGACGAUGUGUCUGUCUCUGCUGGAUGACGAGCAUAUAUACUUCUGGCUACGCAAGAAAUACACACCUAACCCUAACCAAGGUUCCUCGUUGUGGUGGGCAGGGUUUGUGGUGGAGAUCGCAGUCUGGGCUCUAAUUGGCUUCGGAACGGUCACAUGGUUUGACCUGCAGAUCAACUGGGACAAGUGGACUGUCUCCUCCAGGACAGUGUUUACCUUCCACCAGUUUAACCAGUUCCUGAAGACUGUCACCUUCCCCUCGGUCUGGCUGGGAUUACUGUCUCUCACCUGGGAACUAGUCUCUUCCAUGUUCAGGUGUGCCUGUGUGGAAGGGUUCUUCAAGAGGUUUUUGGGUACAGUCCAGUGGACAGUGUUUGGUGCUGCUGCUGUCUCUAUGUUUGCCAUCAGUCUGGUCCCAUUCACCUUCAUAGAGUAUGACAGUAAUGCCAGUGUGUGUGUUUGUUUUAUGACAGUAAUGCCAGUGGUCAACUUCACCUUCAUAGAGUAUGACGGCCUGUUCAGACACCUUCAUAGUAUGACUGGGGUGGGGGGCCGGCCCGAGGUGGUCAUCGAGGGAUCCAUGGAUAAAGUCACCUGGACGGAGAUAGAAUUUAUGUAUAAGCCAGGGAACCUCAGUGCCCCUCCCUCGGUCAUCACCCCUCAUCAACCACGGCUGGACUGGCAGAUGUGGUUUGCAGCCCUGGGAACACAUACGCACUCUCCCUGGUUCACCAGCCUAAUGUACAGACUGCUGCAGGGCAAGACGGACGUGAUUGAGCUCAUCCAGUCAGAUGUGUCUCAGUACCCGUUCCACCAGCAGCCUCCCACAUACCUCAGAGCUCACCGCUACAAAUACUGGUUCACUAAAACACUAGCUGAUGGGUCGUAUCCUCAGCGCUGGUGGAGGAGGGUGUACAUAGAGGAGUUCUAUCCCACAGUGUAUCUGGGCGACACCUUCCUGGAGAGCAUGCUUAGCCAGCAUGGACUCAAGGAUAAGUCCCUCCCUCGGCGUGUGUCUGAGGCAGCUGUGCCCCUGGUGGUGAAGUGGGUGCGCUCUCAGGUGAGGGGUGUGUCUGCACCCCUGCUGCUCUGGAGCCUCCUCUUCUGCAGUGUCACCCUCUGUCUGCUCUGGGGACUGCAGCUGGAAAUUACACUCAAGACCAAACCUACUGCAGCCAAGGCUGAACGUAAACCCACAGCUCCACCCCACCACCCUGAUGCUAAGGAGGCCAAUUCCAACGACAAAGAUGGUCUAGGACAAAGACAGGAGGAGGAGCAGGAGGAGGUUGAUGCAGAAGAGGAUGAGCGAAGGGGGGAAGACGAGGAGAGUGAAAGAGAAGAGAACGAUGUAAGAGAUGAACUGGAAGAAGAAGAUGGAGAAGAAGAGGGGAAUGUUGACUGACUGUCGCAAGAAAUAACGAGUUUCUCCUGACCCCUGAACACGGGAUUUGGUAGCCCUCCCUUCCACUAACUGUCUCAGUGCUCAAGAGAAAGCUGCCUGUCUUGACUACUUGUCUGCCUUUCGCCAACAAUAACCUUCUAACCAAAGAAUUUUGUUGAUGCUUUAUUCUACAUUUGACAAUCACUUUAUUUGAAAUGAAUAGACAAAGUUUUCCAAUUAUCUGUAGUAUUAUUACAAUCAAGAGAAAAUAACAUUUUUUGUCAGUUUCCUUGUCAUUGUACGUGUGUGUGUGUGUGUGUGUGUGUUAAAGGGUGUUUGGUUUGCCACUGUGGUCCUUUGCUUUGCUGCCAGAUAUAAUGUAGUGAAUCACCAAUUCUGCACUUUCCUGCCAAGCGUCUUUCCACGUUUGAAAAAAACAUCACAUCCAUGAAUGGAUAAUGUUAAUGUUUUUGUAUCAUUUAUAAUAAAGAUAGGAAAUGUA